Molecule: messenger RNA, 3090 nt
Organism: Parnassius apollo (apollo)
Lineage: Eukaryota; Metazoa; Arthropoda; Insecta; Lepidoptera; Papilionidae
Source: the annotation of a GenBank genome assembly
AUGUCACGCUAUAAAUCAGAUGACUUCGAAGAAAACAUUUUAGGUGAUGAGGAAAAUGUUUAUAUACCAAAUAUUUAUGUAGAUGAAAGAUUAAUUAAAAACAGUCGACUAAACAUAGGUCAUUUCAUUGCGAAAAAGUCAAACCUAUUUUCUGAAGAAACUAAUACAAUUUACGUAGUCAAUGGAACUACGUUUUGCGAACGUAAGACGAUAAACGAAGAAGUAAUGGAAUUUGCAUUUGGUGAAGGAUUUGAAUUAAAUAAUCCGGAAACUAGUGACGAGAUUUCAUUCGCUUCCAAUAUGGAAUUGCCAGAGGAUAAAGGCGAAACUGCAUCUCUUAUCAUGACAAUUGAGAAAGCACCAAAUGGCGUUAUUGUAAAUUCGAACGUAUUUCUGACGCAACAACAGUGGCACACUAUUGUGAAUGUUGACGAGAGAACGGUUCAGUGUGCAGUGUGCGCCGUUUUUUGUAAAAUCGACGAACAACAUGAUCACAUACACUCCGAGAAGCAUUUGAAAAAUUUAGAAAGGCAUUUGCCUCUGGAUAAACAUGAUCUUUGUAUAAUGAGGAAGAUAAACGACAAAUAUCACUGCGGAGUGUGCAGUGAACUUUUUGACAUUGAUAAUUUAAACGAACAUUUCUCUACGAAAUCCCACGAAGACAAACUACUGUUCGCCAUCAACAGAGUCUCUGACAUCAUGUAUGAUCUAGAUAUAUAUAAUGACAGGAUAGAGAAAGAGGAAUGCUACCAUUUCAAUGCAAGAUCAGUCAACAAUAUGAAUCAUGUUAAAGAAGAUAUUUCAGAUGAUGAAAGCUCCGAAGGGUUUUAUGAUGAUUACUGGACAGAGAAACGACAUUCCCCGGACUACGAAAACCAAAGCACAGAUGAAUGUGUAUCGGAAAUAGGGGAAGAAAUACCUAAGCAAUCCUCAUAUGCUACCAUGGCUAGAAAACCAAGGUCGAUGCCGAAGUUUCUAGAAAUGCAAAUACGCGGGAAGAAAGUGAGGGUGCGCUUUGAUUCAUGGCAUAUGGUUUUCAAUACGAAAUUUAAUAAAUUCUACUGUAUGGUAUGCAAAUUAGAAGACCACAACAAGUCGAAGUUUAUCCAUUGUAACGGUGAUAAACAUUUAGAAAGAUUGAAAAACUGUACUAUAGUGGAAAAAUACGAUGGCUAUCUGGUUAGAAAGGUUGACCACAAAUUGUAUCACUGUGCACACUGUAAUAACCUACAAUUAAUAGAUGUCAUGAACGACCAUCUAGAAACUGCACAUCCACGGAAAACUAACAAGAACAUAACAGAAGGUUAUAGAAACACACCGCCAUUAACCAAAAUUAAUAAAAAUGAAAAACGGAACGCAGUGAAACCGGAACAAACUACAAAAAAUGGCAAUAAUGAAACAAAAUCAUUUGCCCAUGUAACAGACCAUAACAGAAACAAUUUAGUGUAUUACUCUAAUCGCAUCGAAUAUAAAAUGAAGGAACUCAAUAUUUUCUGCAUGAAAUUCACUCUGUCACUUUUGUCAUAUAAUAUGGUGCUGAGUUUAAAUGGAUUUCAUUGCUGCGCCUGUGAAUUAUCUUCGGAUGCUGAAGAAAUCGCGAGGCAUAUUGAGGAUGUACACCAUGUAGAAAAUUUAAUGAGAACCCCCUUUCUAUAUGAGUUUAACUACAAUUUAAUAAGAGCGAUACGUAAUGGUUUGCAUUGUUCCAUAUGUAACAUUCCCGUAUCUUACGGAUUGAUAAACGCACAUAUUGUGGACCCAGUCCACGUCGGUCUUUUAAACAAGGCCAUUACAUUAUCACCAGCUACACAGUUAAUCAAAGACCCUGUAGAAAAUCAACCGUCUACAAGCAGGAAACCAAGCUUAAAAACUCAAGGUCAUGACAAUCAAUUUAGUAUACUUGGCGAGGAUAGGCGAAAUCGUACAGAAAAUGAUUCGGAGGAUAUUGUCGAAGCUGCUGAUUUUGUAUUAGAAGGAAAUAUAAAAACUCAAGGUCAUGACAAUCAAUUCAGUAUACUUGGCGAGAAUACGCAAAAUAAUACAGAAAAUGAUUCGGAGAAUAUUGUCCAAGCCACUGAUGUUGUGCUAGAAGAAAAUAAAGAAGAAAUUCAAAAGGGAACAGCAAAAAAAGUCACAGCCAAUGCUUGUAUAGAGAAUGCAAAUAAAAUUGAUACAGAAGACGAAGAAAAUACACUGAUGGACACGGAAGAAUUUGUGUAUUUGAAACUUAAUAAUAUUUUUAUUAGAGUGUCAAUAACUUCUUACAACACGUUAAUACAAAUCGGCGACGGAUCUAGAUACUGUUUUCUUUGUUCUACGUCGGUCCAGUUCGAAAAACUUAAGAAGCACGUGGACAGUCGCCAGCAUACAGAGAAUGUUUGCAAAUAUAAGUUCGUGGACAAAUAUUCAAAACAUGUACUCCGUCAGGUUUAUUUAAACUACCACUGUGGCAUGUGCAAUGUUUCCUUUCCAAGCCAAGAUUUAAACACACACUUGUCUUGGCCCGUGCAUUUACAACAAAGCCAAAACUGUCGAAAAAUCGACAAGAAAACUAGAAAAUUAGAAGCAAAGAACGGAAUCAAGCAGAUUAACAUAUCUUUACAGAAGGAAACUAUAUAUUUAGAAAAAGUAGAAUCAAAAAUUGAAAUCGUUCUGAACUUAGAGUUUGCGCAAGAUAUGCAAAAUCAAGUUUUCAGAAAAAGCAAAAUGGUCUUUUGCAGUGGAAAUGUGUUGAAGAUUAGCUGGGAUAGCUGGCACGGGUUUGUCAAGACAAAGUCUGGACACAGGUGUUGCUUGUGUCAGGAGGACCUGAACAUGCACGAUUUAUCAUUACAUGCUGAUAAUGCAUUCCAUGUGAAGAAAUUGGAGAAAAGUUUCCUGAAGCAGUACAUACCAGCUUUGAUAAGGAAGAUCAACGAAACAACCCUUAAUUGUGUAACCUGCAACGCUGAAGUCUUCAACAAAGACCACAUUAUCUUCGAGCACCUGAGAGGAAAGAAACACGAGAAAAAUUACGAAAUAAUAGUGCAGGAUAGCGCGCAAGCCAGUACCUUCGCUGAUUGCGAUGAAGAAGUGUUUACAUUGGAGUAA